AUGAAACUCUCACACAGCACUGUCUUAUAUGUAAUUCUCACUACGGUUUUGUGGAGCAAAGGUUCCCUUGGCAUUGAUGCCAUACUCCCAGCUCAGCAAAGUGAUGUGAAUUUGAUAUACAAAAAUCUGCUAAAGGAAAUUUACAAGGAGCAAGCCUAUGAAACCAUGCUUUUAGUGCAUCGAGAAUAUGGCGAAGAUCUGGCGGCAUUUCAUGAGUUUGCUAUACCAAAAGUCCUUUUAACAUUGAAUGGUACUUUUUACUUCAAACAUUUCUUCAACUCUGAAGUAUUGGUGGUGAUGAAGAUGUCCUCUAAAUUGGACAUGGCCUUGUUAGAGACCACAGCAAAUACCUUAAAUUAUACACGCCAAAGCAGAAUGCUGAUAAUGGCAGAAAAUGUCCUCACCCCAAAGGCAUUUUUUACCAAGCUCUUGGGUUUUCUUCAAAUGCAAAAAAUGACAAAUGUCCUCUUGGUGUUGUCAUACCAAGACCAGUGGCUGUACUUUAAACUUCAACCUUAUCCGGAAUAUCAUUGGCAAAGUGUUUCAACUACGGCUGAUGGGUUCUUUACGAAACAUUGGCAUAAUUUACAGAAUAAAACACUGAUGACUUUUGUAGAGCAGACAGCUUCGCGUACCCUUGUCUACGCCGAUUCGCAGGGACAACUACAGAUGAGUGGAUUUGUGGCCAAGCUCGUACUUUUAUCCGCCGAACACUAUAAUGCCACACUCAGUAUGUUCUAUCCCCUGCAGGUGGGCAAUAAGACACAUUUCAGUGUCAUCAAUCAAAUGGUCAUUGAUGAGCUCCUGGAUAUACCCAUUACUUUGGUGCCUUUAAUCAACGUCUAUUUUCGCUGCAUUACAGAUACCUACGAAAUCAAUCAGAUAAGACUUUUGAUACCUCUGGGCAAGGUUCUUACGGCAAGAGAGAUCUUUGGGGUACUAUUGAAUGGCUAUUUCUUUGGAUGCCUUUUAAUGGCUUCCCUGCUAUUUUCCACACUACAUUCCAUGGUAGUAUACCUGCGUUAUGGCCUAUAUCAUCAUUUGGAUUUUAUAGUCAAUGACAAAAUAUUUCCGGGAAUUUUGGGUCAGUCCUUUCCCACGCUUAAGCUGAAAACCACGAGUAGUUUGAAAAUCCUCUACUUCUUUGUGGGUUUUAUAGGCUUGAAUUUUGCUACCCUUUAUUCGGCCAAGACCAAAACGCUUUUCACUUCACCUCCAGCACUCAAGAAUAUUCGAACUUUUGAGGAUCUGGAGCAUUCAUCUUUAAAAUUUUUGUUACCCAGCGACGACGCACGAGAAAUGGGCAUCAAUGACAUCUUGGCACCAGUCAAAAACUCUCUAUUGAUAAGCUCGAAUACAUCCUUUGUGCAUGAGAAUCGCCAGAAUUUGAAUCCUGCCUUCGUUUAUGGUGCCACCACACAGACCUACAACAUAUUGUGGCGAAAGCAGAUGUUUUCCUCUCGCCCAACUUUUCAUUCUCCCCCUGAAACCGUGCUGUAUGGCAUGAUUCCCUGGGGAUUUCAGCUGCAACACAACUCACCCUAUCUGGAGCCAUUGAAUCAACUCAUACAUCAGGUACAUGCUGUUGGCCUCAUGCAUGUUUGGCAUGACCAAUUAUUCUUGGAUAUGUUGAGACUGAAGUUGGUUUCCAUAGAAGAUCUCAAUCCCGUCAAAGAAUUUUCACAGCUAAGUAUGGAGGAUUUAUUUUUUAUUUGGUUGAUAUUGGUCAUUGGAUGGGGCAGCAGUGCGCUGGUAUGGCUAAUGGAAAUGUGGAUUUAUAGAAUGUGGAUUGUAGUUGAAUAG
Molecule: messenger RNA, 1803 nt
Organism: Stomoxys calcitrans (stable fly)
Lineage: Eukaryota; Metazoa; Arthropoda; Insecta; Diptera; Muscidae
Exons: 1
Coding region: 1-1803 (600 amino acids)
Source: RefSeq, a predicted model, not a curated record